Molecule: messenger RNA, 1306 nt
Organism: Sclerotinia trifoliorum
Lineage: Eukaryota; Fungi; Ascomycota; Leotiomycetes; Helotiales; Sclerotiniaceae
Source: the annotation of a GenBank genome assembly
AAAACUAGUUUACUUUAUAUUUUCAUAAUAUAGAAAGGAAGUGGUUGGCGUACAAUAGAAGCUUUGUACUUUCGGCCAAUCAUAGAAAGCCAUUUCGAAAUCAACUCUUAAAGUUCCGUCAACCUCAUAUCUACAUACAGAUCUCCAACAAAUCUGCCACGAGCAAUCCCUUCACAAUGGCAACAACAAAGCCUAUAACUAUGCUCGUGGUGCGCAGUCGUCCAGCAUAUACUCUCACAGCUUCAAACAUCCGCACAUUUACACCCGUCGCAUCUAGAGCAACUUUCUCUACUUCUCAAUUCCGAAGCGCCACCCCAGCUGGACCUCCCCCGCCUGGCUUCAGACUGCCAAAACCUGUAAGAUGGAACGAGAGUAAGGAGAGUACGAUGGAUAAGGCGGGGAAAUACUUUCUCAUGUCGGAGAUGUUCAGAGGAAUGUACGUAGUAUUGGAACAAUACUUCAGACCUCCGUAAGUGAUGCCAUUGAAUCUCGACGUCUAUACUGCAGUGGCUAAUAACUUGCAGAUACACAAUAUAUUAUCCUUUCGAGAAGGUAUGCAAUUCGUAUUAUAUUAAGGUGGCGACAAAUGCUCAUAAAGUAUAGGGUCCAAUCUCGCCACGAUUCAGAGGCGAACACGCUCUACGAAGAUAUCCAUCAGGAGAAGAACGAUGCAUUGCUUGCAAGCUUUGCGAAGCUGUAUGUUAUUCCAUUCUUACAGAAAGUAGCGGAUCCUAAUAUUACUUAGAUCUGUCCCGCGCAAGCCAUUACCAUCGAAGCGGAGGAGCGUGAAGAUGGAAGCCGUAGAACAACCCGCUACGAUAUUGAUAUGACGAAGUGUAUCUACUGUGGUUUCUGCCAGGAAAGUUGUCCAGUUGAUGCUAUCGUGGAAUCACCAAAUGCCGAGUACGCCACCGAGACAAGAGAAGAGUUAUUAUACAAUAAGGAGAAGGUAUAUUUGCACAAUAAUAGCUUUGGGCCUCUCUGUCACUUACUAACUAUUCUACAGUUAUUGGCUAAUGGAGACAAGUGGGAGCCAGAAUUGGCAGCAGCAGCAAGAGCCGAUGCACCAUAUAGAUAACCAUAUUUUUAUUUGUUGCGAGGUGGGAAAUUUGUAAAUAUCAGAAGCGGUUCUUCAAAAAUGCAAGUAAAUGGACACAGAAUUCCUAUGAUUUAUGCCAUCAGACAUCAUUUCCUCGGAUUCGAAUCGAAUGAUCUACAGAAGAAGUGUAAUCAUACAAAUGUAGGUCAGUAGUGCCUCAUCUACUAUUACAGAAUCUCCAAGUGUAGAUAAACCACCAUCCAUCUU